This is a messenger RNA of Myotis davidii, 3261 nucleotides long. RefSeq lists its product as uncharacterized. The record is from RefSeq and is a predicted model, not a curated record. Gene Ontology annotation, molecular function: RNA-DNA hybrid ribonuclease activity; nucleic acid binding. Gene Ontology annotation, biological process: DNA integration. Lineage: Eukaryota; Metazoa; Chordata; Mammalia; Chiroptera; Vespertilionidae.
AUGGCGAUCAUAGCCGAGAGGCCCAGAGUGCAGAACAGGCAGCAACCCAGGACACCCACCAUGGUGAUCAUAGAUCCAGAUGCCCUGGACAAUCAGGCAGCCCUUGCAGUCCAAUUUGUAGGUCAGUCAGCCCCCGAAAUUAGGAAGAAAAUACAGAAAAUAGAAGGGUUCAGACGGAAGUCUCUCACUGAGCUAGUGGCCAUCGCCCAGCGAGUAUUUGAGAACCGAGAGGACCCCACCCAGGCUUUAACUGACAAGAUGACCAAGGUCCUGUGCCCAGAGCCUCUGCUCGGCCGCAACCUGCUUCAAAAGUUAAAGGCCACCAUUUCCUUCACGAACGAAGGGCCAGAGGUUCGGACUGGGGAGGAGAGGAUUCUAGUCACUUUCCCCUUGGAGGAAGAGUACUGGCUUCAUGCCAGCCCAUCUACCAACCCUGAGUCAGACCUCCUAUCUCUAUGGAAGGAGGAGAUUCCUGAAGUUUGGGCUGAAACAAACCCGCCAGGACUUGCAAGGCACAGACCCCCAAUUGUGGUUCAGCUGCUGAGCACAGCACUCCCAGUCCGGGUCCGUCAGUACCAGAGUAGCAGCAAAGCCCGGGCAGGAAUUGCCAAACACAUUCAGAGACUGAAAGAAGCAGGGAUACUAACCCCUUGUCGGUCCGCCUGGAACACCCCCCUCCCUCCAGUCCAGAAACCUGGGACCACCGACUUCAGGCCCGUGCAGGAUCUCUGAGAGGUGAACAAAAGAGUAGAGACUAUUCACCCCAUGGUCCCAAACCCAUAUACUCUACUCAGCCUCCUGAGCCCUGAUCAAAAGUUCUACUCGGUUCUAGACUUGAAAGAUGCUUUUUUCUGUCUGCCUCUGGCCCCUCAGAGCCAACCUAUCUUUGCCUUUGAGUAGAUAGACCGAGAGAAGGGAGAAUCAGGACAGUUAACAUGGACCCGGCUUCCCCAGGGUUUCAAGAACUCUCCCACCGUUUUUGAUGAGGCCCUCAGCCAGGACCUCCAGGGCUUCCGCAUGGACCACCCCGAAGUCACCCUCCUCCAUGUGGACGACCUCCUCCUCGCCACUACUACUUGGGUGGAGUGCCAGGCAGCCACUAGAGACCUCCUAAGAACCUUAGGGCAGCUGGGAUACCGAGUCUCGGCGAAGAAGGCUCAGCUGUGCCUAGCUGAAGUCACCUACCUCGGGUACCGACUGAAAGGGGGAGAAAGGACUUUAUCUGACAGCAGGAUACAAGCCAUCUUGCAGAUCCCAACACCGACUACCAAGAGGCAAGUACGGGAGUUCCUGGGGGCGGUGGGAUACUGCCGGCUCUGGAUCCCUGGAUUUGCAGAAAUUGCCAAGCCCCUGUACUCGGCCACAGGAGGAUCAGAUCCUGCCCUCCGAUGGGAAGUGGAGGAGGAGGAGGCCUUCCAGAAGCUGAAGACUGCUUUGGUGAGUGCCCCAGCCCUGGCCCUCCCCGACCUGGAAAAGCCCUUCCAUCUGUUUGUAGCUGAAGCUCGAGGGAUAGCCAAGGGGGUGCUGACCCAGACCUUAGGUCCCUGGAGGAGACCUGUGGCAUACCUGUCUAAACGACUGGACCCCGUGGCCGCGGGAUGGCCAGGAUGCCUCCGAGCGGUGGCAGCGACCGCCCUCUUGGUAACAGAAGCCUCUAAACUCUCAUUUGGGCAGAAUCUCCAGAUCACAGCCCCUCACAACGUUGAGCAGCUGUUGCGGGCACCCCCGGACAGGUGGCUGUCAAAUGCUCAAGUGACUCAAUACCAGGUCUUACUCUUAGACCCACAAAGGAUAAGUUUUCUACAGACAGCUGCACUGAACCCGGCCACCCUGCUUCCCGACCCGGGGGAAGGCACCCCAAUACAUGACUGUAGUGAAAUCCUUACCUCUUUAACUUCAUUGAGGGCGGAUCCAGACAUCCCUAUCCCCGAGGCGGAGGCCACCCUCUUCACUGAUGGAAGCUGCUUCGUAGAGGGGGGCACUCAGUAUGCAGGGGCCACGGUAGUGACCCUAGAAGAUGUCAUCUGGGCACAAGCCCUGGGACACGGCACCUCAACUCAAAAGGCAGAACUAAUUGCCCUGACUCAAACCCUCAGGUGGAUCAAGGGGGAGAAGGUUAAUAUCUACACUGACAAUAGAUAUGCCUUCACCACUGUCCAUGUGCACGGUGCCCUAUACCAGGAGCGAGGCUUACUCACGGCCGGAGGGAAGGACAUUAAAAACUCGCAAGAAAUCCUGAGUCUCCUAUCCGCCAUAUGGGGGCCCGAGAAGGGCAUUCACUACAAAGGGCAUCAGAGGGGAGAGACUGACAUAGCAAGGGGAAACCAGUUAGCAGACCAGGCCGCCAGAACAGCAGCCAGGGGUGACAUCCGGCCCCUUGAAAUCCUGGUAACUCAGAUAACUGACCCAAAUCUCCUCAACUCCAAGGAAGAAGAGGAGGGGGGGCAAAAACUGCAGGGGCAGAGGAACUCAGGUGGGUGGAUCCAGCUGACCGAUGGAAGAAUCCUCCUACACCAAGCCCUAGGAAGACAGGUGGUGGAACAGACGCAUCAGGCCACACACUUGGGUGAAGUCAAAUUAGCUGAACUCCUAAAGAAGAAAUACCUAGUUAAAGGACUAGACCAGUUAACUCGAGAUAUAGCCAGAAGAUGUCGCGCCUGUGCAUUAGUCAACCCCAAUCCAGUGCCAGUGAAGGAACCAGGAACCCGGUUCAGAGGCAGCACCCCCGGUGAGCACUGGGAAGUGGACUUCACUGAACUGCCCCCGGCACGGGGAGGAUACAGGUAUCUCCUUGUGUUUGUGGACACUUUCUCCGGGUGGCCAGAAGCAUUCGCCAUGAAGAGAGAGACUGCCCAGGUAGUAGUAAAACAAUUGGUUUUUGAAAUUCUGCCCCGAUUCAGCUUACCUGUCUACAUGGGGUCUGACAAUGGGCCAGCGUUCAUCGCCAAGGUCACCAAACAAUUGGCAACUACCCUAAAAAUUAAGUGGAAACUCCACUGUGUCUAUCGGCCACAGAGUUCAGAGCAGGUAGAGAGGAUGAAUAGGACGAUAAAAGAAACCUUAACUAAGUUAAAACUAGAAACUGGGGGAGAUUGUGUGAGCCUACUCCCUUUUGCCCUACUGAGGGCUCGAUGUACCCCCUACCUUGAGAAGCUCACUCCUUAUGAAAUUAUGUUUGGGAGACCGCCUCCCCUUCUCCCCCGCGUGGGGGAAGAACACAUGGGGGGAAUAACUAACAGAAACCUCCUUAAGUCUCUAUAG